AUGAUAAAGAUUGUAAUUAAAAAGAAAUAUAAAAAAUAAAAUAAAAAACAUAAUAAAAAUUAAUAGAUGAAGAGUUAAUGGGAUAUUUCAGAUUUAUAGUAAAAAAUAAUGAGUUUAGUGAAAGAAGCUUUGAAUUAUCAAGAUGCGUUUUGGAAAUAUUAAGUUCAAAUUAUAAUGCAUGGUAUGUAAGAUAAAAAUGUUUAGAAUUACUUCCUAAUUUAAGUUAUGAGGACGAAUUGUUAUUUUGUAAUUAAAUUGCUUAAUAGAAUUAGAAAACUUUUUAAAUAUGGUAGCAUAGAAGAAUUGUUAUUGAAAAAUUAAAAAAUUGUAAUGGUGAAAUCGAAUUUUUAGAAAAUGAAAUAUUUAAUAAAGAUAAUAAAAAUUAUCAUGCAUGGUGUUAUAGAAUUUGGUUAUGUUAAUAUUUUAAUUUAUAUGGUGAAGAAUGGGAAAGAUUAGAUAAAUAUUUCAAAGAAGAUAUAAAAAAUAAUUCAGUUUGGAAUUACAGAAGGUUUUUAUUAAAUAAUAAAUUUAAGAGCAAAUAAAUAGAAUUAAAAGAUGAACUCAAGUUUGUUUUUUAAUAAAUUUAAUUAACUAUCGAUAAUGAGAGUGUUUGGAAUUAUUUAUUCGGUUUAUUUAAGACAUAUGAUUUUAAAUGUUUAUAAAGCGAAAAAGUAUAAAUAUCAGAUUAAAAUAUAUUUUAGAGUGAUUUUCUUUUUAAUAUUAAUGAUUUUUAAGAAGUUGAAGAUUUUUGUAAUGAAAUUAUACUUUAGGCUCCUAAAAAUAAGUUUUAUUAAACUUAUUAAUUCAUAUUAAACUGGCUAAAAUAAAUAAAGAUAAUAUAAAGGAAAUCACUGA
This is a messenger RNA of Ichthyophthirius multifiliis, 855 nucleotides long. RefSeq lists its product as hypothetical. NCBI's taxonomy places the organism in Eukaryota, Ciliophora, Oligohymenophorea, Hymenostomatida. The transcript has 3 exons. The record is from RefSeq and is a predicted model, not a curated record.